Myodes glareolus (Bank vole) is the source of this 665-nucleotide messenger RNA. Lineage: Eukaryota; Metazoa; Chordata; Mammalia; Rodentia; Cricetidae. The record is from RefSeq and is a predicted model, not a curated record.
CUGCGGGGUCUAGGACCGGGGCGGAUAGCGGGUGGGAUGGAGGCUACUCUGGAACAGCAUUUGGAGGACACAAUGAAGAAUCCAUCCAUUGUUGGAGUCCUGUGCACAGACUCACAAGGACUUAAUCUGGGCUGUCGUGGUACCCUGUCAGAUGAACAUGCUGGAGUGAUAUCUGUUCUAGCUCAGCAAGCAUCUAAGCUAACCUCUGACCCCACUGAUAUUCCUGUGGUCUGUUUAGAAUCAGAUAAUGGGAACAUUAUGAUUCAGAAGCACGAUGGCAUCACAGUGGCAGUGCACAAAAUGGCCUCGUGACAUCUCUUGUUCUCCAGCUGCCCGACACAGGGCUUCAGUCCUACCUGUGUUAACUUGUAAAAACUAGUAAAGUUCCAGAAGUUAGGUCAUUCACCUAAUGUCCGAUGUGGACUUUUCUUUACCAAGAUACCAGUUAGAAAGGAUCGUAGUUUUGUUUGGGCUUUUGUCAUUUUGCUCUUUGGAGACAGUUACUGCAGUCCAGUAUUGCAGCCCAACAUUGAAAGAACUGUGUGGCCCAGGCUGGUCUCAAACACGUGGUCUUCCUGCUUCAAAGUCCUGCAUCCUAGGAAUAGGCAUUUGUCACCAAGGUCCAGAUCCCUUUGUAUAUAGAACUUUGCUGUGGUCAAUAAAUU